Messenger RNA from Oppia nitens, 1890 nucleotides. RefSeq lists its product as uncharacterized. The transcript has 6 exons. NCBI's taxonomy places the organism in Eukaryota, Metazoa, Arthropoda, Arachnida, Sarcoptiformes, Oppiidae. The record is from RefSeq and is a predicted model, not a curated record. The coding region runs from base 34 to 1890 and encodes 618 amino acids.
UUAUCGAUAACUAUAUCACAACAACAAAACACAAUGUAUUUAAUUACAAACCUGUUUCUCAUAUUUGUCUUAACAUUUUGGUCAUCAAUUCGCUGUGAUUUUGAUGAAGAAUAUGAACGUUUCUGCAAACGUCAGCCAGAAUUGGAUUCACUUCUUAUGCUUCCGGAUUCAUUGAUCUACUCGUUUACCGAUUUCUAUAUGUUUGACGUCUAUAUGGACGACUCGGAUAAUAGGUUGGCCCAGGAUAUGAGUUCCGCUGCAUCAAUGAAAGACUAUUUGCAGAUCAGUGUCUUCGGUAAUCAGUCGACCGAAGAGUAUAUAAAAAGUUCAUCGAUGGUCGACGGUAUUGUUGAAAUAGUAACACAGGACAGAGCUCGGCCAUCUAAGGGACCGGUAUUUUAUCGGUACACACGUAACAGUAUGCGGUCACCGGUAAAAUACUUUGAAUUGUUGGGUAAUAAAACUGCCAAAAAGGUCGCUAAAAGAGAUAUCAAUUUUUUUGUUAGACCCAGAUUUGGAUCCAUUGGGUCCAAUAGUUUGGGUAAAAUGUUUGAUUUUAAGCAGAAAUUAGAUGAUUACAAUCAGAUUGUCCAACAGUAUCCGUUUAUUAAGGACAUGUCAGCCGAUGAAAUCAGAUAUAUGACUGUCCACUACAUUAUGAUUAAUAAUCAAAAGUAUGCUAUGAUUUUCAGUAAAUCUGAUAACAGACAGCCAUUUGUUAGCCUUUAUGAUGAAAACGGCAAACGAUUGACACAAUUUCUAUUGAACACAACAGUAGUGGCGGCCAGUGUUAAGGGUGUCCGCAGAGGUCGCCGCCCGAGUAGCCGAAUAUUUACCACAUUUCUGUGUUUCGAUAAAAAUAUGUUUGCAUUGUUUGAUAUUACUGUCGUAACUGAACCCGAGUUUGUCAUCAGUGACAUUAAAAGGACUUCCAGUUAUAAGUCAAACCAGUUAUGGAUAGGUUGUCCACAGAGUCUAUGCUUAACCACAGUCAUCGAUGGUUAUGUGCCGAUCGGUGACACUGAAAAUCAUUAUAUAUUUAGCGGUAAUUACUACUGGAAAUGGCGGUCGGCAGGUGGUCACACACCCAACUAUAAUGAUGUCUUUCUACUAAAACCCGAUUUUCGUGAUAUGAGUUCGGCAUUCAGGGACAGCAAGUCGGGCACUGUAUAUAUAAUUAAAGAUAACUCCAUUAGAAAAUUUGAUAACAACUCCAGUAGCGGUUCAAAUGAUAAAAUAUCCGACAUUUUUCAAGGGUUUGACCAGAUUUUCGACACCAUUGUCUGUACUAAUGACACACAAGUUUGUCAUAUAUUUUCGGGUGACAAGUAUUUUGUAUAUAAUCGUGAGGACAGGGCUAUGCGUUUUAAACUGGCCGGACAGGUAUCGUUUGACAAAUUAGGUUUACCGCCAGCACUGGACUCGGUGUUUGUCGAUGAAAACGGCGAUAAGAUCUACAUUAAGAAAAACUACAUGUUUUGGACAGAAUACGGUAUAUUACGCAAACGUUAUGUUCAGCAACUGUUUGGCUGCGGUAUCAAAGACUAUCGGAACAUCUAUUCGUGGUCCGAGUUUGUUGCCGAUGCCGAUCGCGAAAGUAGAAUAGUGUUCAACGAGAGGCCAAUCGAUAUACCGAAGUUUAGUAACGAUGAUAAAAAUGUGGAUAAAAACAAUACUAUAUAUGUGACCGAAAGUGGAAAUAGUAAUACCAGUCCAACACAACAGUCUGCUUCAAAAUCUGCCGAUUUGUCCGAUACGAGUCAGUCUAUUAAUGUGCUCAUCAUCAUUAUGACUUUCCUAUUAGUGGCUCCAUUGAUAAUAUAUGUUUGUCUACUGUUGGUACCGGUAAAUGGUGGCAAUAAUUCAAGUAAAUCCAAAAAAUUUCUAUAA